CUGAGAACUCGACUUGUUUUGAUUUAAAUUACGAGGAACUCGGACGUGUGCUUACGCGGAUAAAUUUGCCGUUCGAAGUUGCAUUUUUGUUGCUAGUUUUCAAAAUAGAACAUUUGUUGUGUGUCUUCGACGAUAAACAAAAAUACGUUUUAGAAUAUUUAUGUCACCUUUUACUCUAUGCCAUUUCCAAUAACAACAAAAACGUUUUAAGCAUUUGAAUAUUUAUUUGAAGUUGGAUUUGCCAUUCGCCUGACCAUUAUUUCUUUCCAUACAUUUAAACUGGACUUGACAACAUGUUGAAAUUUAUACGUGGCAAAGGACAACAGCCUACAGCUGAAAGGCAACGCUUACAAAAGGAAUUAUUUUCGUAUAGAAAGACCGCUCAACAUGGAUUUCCACACAAGCCAUCAGCAAUGUCCUAUGACCCCAUAUCGAAAUUAAUGGCCAUUGGUACACAAACUGGAGCUAUCAAAGUAUUUGGACAACCUGGCGUGGAGUUUUAUGGCCAACAUGCACUGGUCAAUAAUUUGGGCUCAGAAUUGAAUGUUCAGCUGAUCGAGUGGGUAUAUGGAACAGGACGCCUCUUGUCGUUGACUGCUGCAAACCAAUUGAUUCUGUGGGAACCAGCCGGUGCUACACUGGUAGCUGUUAAAACCCUACCAUUCGAUGGUAAAUUGAAGAAGGUAUCCUCUUUAUGCUGUUCCUUGGAUAAAGAUGUCGUAUGGAUUGGUACCGAGGGCGGCAAUGUGUAUCAGUUCGAUUUACACACAUUUUCGGUACGCGAGCCCGUUAUUUAUCACGACGUUGUGUUGGAACAAGUGCCUCCCACAUACAAAUUAAAUCCUGGUGCAAUUGAAUCCAUUCGCCAGCUGCCAAAUGACCACAGUAAACUAUUGAUUGCCUAUAACCGAGGUCUCUGUGUUUUAUGGGACUUGGAGACGUCAUCAGUGUUAAAGGCGUACAUUGCCCCUGGCCAUGGUCAGAGUGUUGGACUUUUCGUGAAUUCAACAGGUUCCCAAUUUACCUGGUAUCAUGCUGAUGGCUCAUUUGCUACUUGGAAUAUAGGCAGCGGCGAUCCACCUAAAAAUGUGAAUUAUGUGCCUUAUGGACCUGAUCCAUGUAAAAGUAUUAACCGUUUGUACAAAGGCAAAAGGGGAUCCAGCGAAGUUUCCAUCUUCUCGGGUGGUAUGCCACGUUCGGCAUAUGGUGAUCACCAUUGUGUCUCUGUUCAUGAUUCGGAUGGCAAUAAAAUAUGUUUGGAUUUCACUUCCAAAGUUAUUGACUUUUUUGUAACUUAUGCCGAAGAUUCGCCUGACACCGCCGAAGUACUGAUUGUUUUACUCGAAGAAGAGUUGUGCGCCUAUGAUCUGACCGAUCCAAAGAUUCCACCCAUAAAAGCUCCUUAUUUGCAUUCAGUCCAUACUUCAGCUGUUACCUGCAAUUACUUGGCCUCACAAGUAAGUCAUGAGGUAUAUGCAAAAAUUGUCAAAGCCGGAGAAGAGCAGGAUCAACAUUAUAGUGGCAUUGAAUGGCCUAUAAAGGGAGGCGAAUUGGCAGAGACCGAGGAUGAUGAAGUUGAAGAUAGUGAAAAACAAUACGAAAUUUUGCUAACGGGCCAUGAAGACGGUUCUGUGAAAUUCUGGGAUUGCACAGGGGUUGUAUUGAAACCUAUAUACAACUUUAAGACGGCGCUAUUAUUUGGCCACGAAAAUCAAGAUGAUAUGCCUGCUGCCGAUAAUUCUGAACCAGUUGAUGAAGGUGAUCCUCCAUUCCGUAAGGCUGGUCUUUUCGAUCCAUACUCCGAUGAUCCACGUUUAGCUGUAAAGAAAAUUGCCCUGUGUCCAAAAACGGGUCGCUUGAUUGUCGGCGGUACAGCUGGUCAAAUUGUUAUAGCCCAUUUUGAGGCGGAUGAAUCCAAGAAAGCCCCCUUGAAAGUUAGCUCCAUGAAUUUGGUCAGUGAUCGUGAUGGUUUUGUUUGGAAGGGUCAUGAUCAAUUAAGUGUUCGCGAAAAUUUACUCGAACCUAAUGCUGAACCAGUAGGAGAUGACGGUGUUCAUAUUACGGGUGUUUUGCAAGUGUCACCACCGGCGAGCAUAACCUGCUUAGCCUUGGAAGCUAAUUGGGGUUUGGUAGCAGGCGGAACUGCCCAUGGUUUGGUAUUGUUUGAUUUCAACAAUUUUCUUCCCGUAUUCAACCGAUGCACGUUGAAUCCUAAUGAUCUCACUGGUGCUGGUGAGCAAUUGCCACGUCGCAAAUCUUUUAAGAAAUCGUUGCGUGAAUCAUUCCGGAAAUUGCGUAAAGGCAGAUCUACACGCAACAAUCCUUCAAAUCAAGUACCAACAACUCUGGAAGCUCGUCCCGUAGAACGUCAAGUAGAAGCACGUUCCACAAGUGAUGACGGCAUGGGUUCUAUGGUGCGUUGCCUGCUCUUCGCCAAGACUUAUAUUACAAAUGUAAACAUAACUUCACCUACUUUGUGGUCGGCUACAAAUGCCAGUACAAUUUCGGUAUUCUUGUUACAUUUACCACCGGCACAGACUGCUGCCACAUCGGUUCCACCAACAGGUGUUGACGCCAAUGCUUCGGCACCGCCACCCCAAACACGUCGUGUAUCAGCCCAAAUUGCAAAAGAAAUACAGCUUAAACAUCGCGCCCCUGUUGUAGGAAUAACCGUUUUCGAUGCAUCAGGUUGCCCUGUUGAUCAGUUGGGUGGCGGCAAUGGAACUGCUCCCCAUCGUGUUCUCAUUGCAUCCGAAGAACAAUUCAAAAUAUUUUCACUGCCACAAUUAAAACCCAUCAACAAGUAUAAGUUAACUGCCAACGAAGGGGCUCGAGUUCGACGCAUACAAUUGGCCUCGUUUUCAUGCCGUGUACCUGCCGAACUUUUGCAAGGUGCUCAGUCUGGUAGUUCUCCAACAAAGUCGACACGUUCCCAUGACCAAAACGAGGGUGGAGCCAACACUAGUAUGACUUCGGCAAGCAAUUUGGAAAAUUAUCAUGAAAUGGCUUUGGUUUGUUUGACGAAUUUGGGUGAUUUAAUGGUGUUGUCGGUGCCUGAAUUGAAACGGCAACUGAAUGCUGCCGCUGUAAGAAGGGAAGAUAUUAAUGGAAUUUCUUCACUCUGCUUCACUAACUACGGCGAAGCUUUGUAUAUGAUGUCCUCUUCAGAGUUGCAACGCAUUGCCUUGGCUACAUCUAAGGCAGUUACACCACAAGGUACCAUUUCUGUUGACCAACUGCAAAUUAAUGAGUCUGUGCAAAAUGAUGAUAAGGAAUCUGUAAAGGAAGAUUACGAAGCUAACGCAGCUUCCUCACCGACUCAUGCACCAGCUGCCGCCAAACGUACCGCCGCCGCUACAAGUAUUACAACAACCUCGACUUCCAGCAAAACAGUUGACGUUGAACAUUCCGGCGGAUUAUCGAAUGGCAUUGGUGAAGGCAAUUCGCCCAAUAAGGCCAAUGAAACUAUUAGCAGUUCGAUUGGCGAUAUUACCGUGGAUUCUGUAAGAGAUCAUUUGAAUGCCACUACCACCACAUUGUGUUCCACUACAACGGAGGAGACAGUUGGCCGUCUAUCUGUUAUGAGCACCCAAACCAAUCAGACACUUACAAGUGUCAACAUGAAGGACAUACCCGAUAUAAAUAUACCUAAUUUAAUGGAUUUGGCACCCUUAAGCAAUACCACCGAAACCAGCACCAGUUCUGUCGUAAUUAAAUCUGUCAUAACAAGCAUUUCUCAUGAGAAGACAAAUGGGGAAUCCGAAACGAUAACUACGAAAACAACAACACACGAAGAAAGCCAAUUCUAAAUUAUUAUUUAAACACUGCUGCUUCAUCACGACUAAAAUCAACACCACCACAACAUUGCAAAAUAAAAAAAAAACAAAUAUCUAUAAGAAAAAAAAGUAAUGAGUACACCAUGCAUGUAUUUACACCCUGUAUUUUUAUGUUAUCAUCGUUUUUCUUAGUUGUAAACGUUUUUUCUUUCUUCCUAUUUACUGUCUCCCGUACCAUGUAGUUAUUUUAAGUAUUGCAUUUUCUUUGACUCUCAAAUUGUAAUCAUUCAAACUUUCAUAUCAAUCCUGUUAUUUGGGAUACCCGCCCUCUUCCCCCAAAGGAUAACAAAUUCGCAAGUUAAUAUAAUCGAUUUGAAGAAAUUAGUAUUAAUACUAUCAAACAAAAUACCGUUAUAAAAUUGUUGACCACAGAAUAUCAUUUGACCUUAUAUACAAACAUAUAAAAAUACCAUCGUUUUAGUAUUUAAUUUUAUACUUAACUAUGAAUAAAAACAAAACACUUUUUAUACAAAAGAAA
Messenger RNA from Musca domestica (house fly), 4314 nucleotides. RefSeq names its product lethal(2) giant larvae protein (gene l(2)gl). Gene Ontology annotation, molecular function: syntaxin binding; myosin II binding; GTPase activator activity. The transcript is spliced from 12 exons. Gene Ontology annotation, cellular component: cortical actin cytoskeleton; cytoplasm; plasma membrane. Lineage: Eukaryota; Metazoa; Arthropoda; Insecta; Diptera; Muscidae. Gene Ontology annotation, biological process: regulation of protein secretion; regulation of Notch signaling pathway; establishment of spindle orientation. Bases 294 to 3809 code for a protein of 1171 amino acids. The record is from RefSeq and is a predicted model, not a curated record.